Limanda limanda (common dab) is the source of this 5517-nucleotide messenger RNA. It is a transcript of the gene zeb2a, whose product is annotated as zinc finger E-box binding homeobox 2a. The record is from RefSeq and is a predicted model, not a curated record. The transcript has 9 exons. NCBI's taxonomy places the organism in Eukaryota, Metazoa, Chordata, Actinopteri, Pleuronectiformes, Pleuronectidae. The coding region runs from base 250 to 3897 and encodes 1215 amino acids. Gene Ontology annotation, molecular function: DNA-binding transcription factor activity, RNA polymerase II-specific; RNA polymerase II cis-regulatory region sequence-specific DNA binding. Gene Ontology annotation, biological process: regulation of transcription by RNA polymerase II; anatomical structure development.
CUAAACAAAGUAAAAUCAGACAAAGUCCGGGACUCGGACCAGACCCGUCAGAGUAGAGUGGGUCCGGGUCUGAACCGGGUCUGAACCGGGUCUGAACCGGGUCUGAACCGGGUCUGAACCGGGAUUAAGUGUUUGUGCUGGUUGUCAGGAGCGGGAGGAGCCGGAUCGAGGAGCCGGAUCGAGGAGCCGGAUCGAGGAGCCGGAUCGAGGACCCCCAUGCGGACUGGACUCUGAUCACUGAAGCGGAUCAUGGCGGAGAGUCCGCGCUGCAAGAGACGCAAACAGGCGAACCCGCGGAGGACGAGCGUAUUGAACUUUGAGCACGUGGGGGAGACGGGUUCAGAGACGGACGAGGACGACAGGACGCCGGUCUCUGAAGACAAUGGAGGAGGAUUGGGGGACGAGGAGGAGGGGGGCAGCCCCCCCGGUGGGCCCGCUCUGGAGGUGUCGAACCGGGUCGCCCACGCUCUGCUGUCGUACCAGGGGGUCCCAGAGGGCCGGGGGGGGCAACCGGACCAACGCCACAGCUCGGGACUCAGAGACGGACACGUGAACAGCACCGACGACAGGAAGUGUGAACGAGCCGGACGGCAGGAGUCAGUGCAAACUGUUGGAAACAACACAGUGAGGCGACUGGAACUCUCCCAACUGGACGAGUUCUUCCUGAAACGUAAACUGGAGGAAGCUCAUCCUGCGUCCAUCGCCGAGUUCCUGCAGCGCAGCGACACGGCCAUCAUCUACCCCGAGGCCCCGGAGGAGCUGAGGAGGCCGGGGACCCCCGAGGCCCCGGAGGAGCUGAGGAGGCUGGGGACCCCCGAGGCCCCGGAGGAGCUGAGGAGGCUGGGGACCCCCGAGGCCGCGAGUCCCGACGAGAGCGAACAAGACCUGCCGCCCGGCACACCUGACGACUUUGCCCAGCUGCUCACGUGUCCGUACUGCGACCGCGGCUACAAGCGCCUGACGUCUCUGAGGGAACACAUCAAGUAUCGACACGAGAAGAACGAGGAGAGCUUCUCCUGCCCGGUGUGCAGCGACACCUUCAGCCACCGCACGCAGCUGGAGCGUCACAUGACCUCGCACAAAGCCCCAAGAGACCAGCCGCCGCUCAGCGAAGAAGCUGGAAACCGAAAGUUUAAAUGCAGUGAGUGUGGAAAAGCUUUCAAGUACAAGCAUCACCUGAAGGAGCAUCUUCGGAUUCACAGCGGCGAGAAGCCGUACGAGUGCUCCAACUGUAAGAAGAGGUUCUCCCACUCCGGCUCCUACAGUUCCCACAUCAGCAGCAAGAAAUGCAUCGGCCUGAUCACCGUCAACGGACGAUUCCGCAACGGAAACAACGGCAAGCCCGGCUCCUCCCCCAACUCCACAACCUCAUCGCCAGAGAGCCCCGCCCUCGCCCAGCUCCGCCACAAACUGGAAAUUGGCAGACCGGUUGGUGCUCCAGAUCAGCAGGGUCCGCUCGACAUCAAAGCCGAGCCGAUGGACUUCAACGAGUACCGGCUGCUCAUGGCCACGCAGCAAGGGUACGGGGGGUCUGGGGUUCAUCUCAACAGCUGUGGAGGAAGUCCUCUGGGGAUACACAGCUCCUCCCAAAGCCCCCUUCAACACCUGGGAGGCCUGGGACUUGAGCUCCCCCUGCUGGGCUACACCGGGCCUCUGGGUAACAACCUCAGUGAAGUCCAAAGGGUGCUUCAGAUCAUGGACAGCACGGUGUGCAGGCAGAAGACGGAUGGCAACCCAGAGGAGAUCUCCAAGCUCAGGGCCUACAUGAAAGAGCUGGGUGACCAGAUGGAGGAGCAGAAGCAGGUCCAGGCCGGCUUCCAGGUCUUGGGCCACAGCAGCCCAACAAAGAGCAUCAUUGACUACACACUGGAGAAGGUCAACGAGGCAAGAAGUCUGAUUGAUGAUUCAAAGAGACAAAUGGACGUUAAGAAGGAGACACCAAACCAAUCAAUGGAUCUCAGUGGAGAGGAGACAUUCUCCCAUGGCCAGAACCAGUUCCUGCCUUUCUCCUGCCAGUACUGCAAAGAGACGUUCCCUGGUCCCAUCCCGCUGCAUCAACACGAGCGCUACCUCUGCAAGAUGAACGAGGAGAUCCGAGCCGUCCUGCAGCCGAGCGAGAGCAGCUCUGUGGCUCGCAGGGGAGCGAUGACCUCUGUGCUGACCUCUAACGAGCGGGCGACCAGCCCCAUCAACCCCUUCAAAGACCACGUGUCUGUGCUCAAGGCCUACUUCGCUAUGAACACUGAGCCCAACUCAGAGGAACUGCUCAAAAUUUCGAUUGCUGUGGGUCUUCCUCAAGAGUUUGUAAUGGAGUGGUUUGGCCAGUGGAAGAGUCAGAACCCCCCCCGAGGCAGUCUGAGGAACCAGUCGCCCACUCAUGACUGCAGUGGGUCAGACAGGAAGCACCGCUUGAGCCAGUCACCAAGGGCGUUUCCUGUCUUUGAUUUCCAUGGAGGCUUCGCUAACGGCAGUGCCAACCACAGACUCACAAAGGGGAACAAGUUUACAGCCAGCAGGCAGACAGCAGGGGACAAACCAUCGGACCCCUUGGACCACUUGAGGAGCAACACUCCAUCACCUCUCAACCUGUCCUCUACUUCCUCCAAGAACUCUCAGAGUAGCUCGUACACUCCAAACAGCCUAGCUUCAGAGGAUGCCCAUGGGGAUAUACCACUAGACCUGUCGCUGCCCAAACACAUGGCCCAGAGGCUCGCAGGUCUGGGAGAGAAGCGACCCAGACAGAACGGUUUCAUGACCGAGCAAAGCGGACAUGCCAAAGGACGAGGGUCCAGUUCUUCAGACCUGGUCAACAUCAAGAAGGAAGUACUAGGCUCUGAAAGUGGAGGCACCUCUGUCCACCAGCUGGAGAAAAGCACCAGUCCAAUCUUUGGGAUUAAUCCCUUUGCAGGCGCUUCAGUCUACACCUCCCUGCCACCACAUGGAGCUUUUCCUCCACCCAGCUUUAUGUCUUCUGCCCAGGCCUCCAUCCCAGGCCUCAGACCCUACCCCGCCCUCGACCCCAUGAGCUUCCUGCCCCACAUGGCCUACACCUAUGCCACUGGAGCAGCCACGUUUGCUGAAAUGCAGCAGAGGAGAAAGUAUCAACGAAAACCAUGUUUCCAGGAGGAGCUGCUGGACGGGACGCUGGGAUACCUGUCGGGUCUGGACGACCUGGCAGACAGCGACUCGCUGCUGUGCAGGAAGAAGAUGAAGAAGACUGAAAGUGGUAUGUACGCGUGUGACUUGUGCGACAAAACAUUCCAGAAGACCAGUUCCCUCCUAAGACACAAAUAUGAGCACACAGGAAAACGCCCUCACCAGUGUCAGAUCUGUAAAAAAGCCUUCAAACACAAGCAUCAUCUGAUCGAACACUCACGCCUGCACUCCGGAGAGAAGCCCUACCAGUGUGACAAGUGCGGCAAACGCUUCUCACACUCGGGUUCGUACUCGCAGCACAUGAACCAUCGCUACUCGUACUGCAAGAGGGAGGCAGAGGAGCGUGAGGCGGCAGAGAGGGAGGCGCGGGAAAAGGGCGGAGGAGGAGGCGUGGUGGUGGGAGGCGUGGAGAGCACCGAGCUGCUGAUGAGGAGGGCCUACCUGCAGGGACUGGGGACACUUGGAUACUCAGACCUGGAUGAACAGCAGGAGGACGGCGGCUGCGAUCUGAUCCUGAGGAACGGCAGCGAGGGCCGAGGAGGAGGGGAGCUGAGGGAAGUGGACAGGAAGACGUACGAGGAGGUGAUAGAGCGACAGGAAGCAGGUUUCAGGGAAAGAGAAGAAGAGGAGGAGGAGGAGAGCGACAGCAGGAGCCAGAUGCACCCGACGGAGGACGAGGAUCGUAAAGAUGCGACGCAGCCGAUGGACGAGAGUUCACGAGAAGCGAAGACAGACGACUGAUCUGGAACAAAUAGCUUUGGAACAUUUGUGUUGACGGGAUUCAUUAAAGAGGCUGUGCAGACAUCAUCAGUGGGUUAUAUGAAACAUUAGGAAAUAAAUAUGUUAUCAACUAUAAAACUAAAAAUGAUCUCUUUUAAUCUGAUCAACGUCAAUACUCUCGAUCUCGUCUGUUUGUGAAUUGUGAAAAGGACUUGAAGAGAAAUCUAAUAAAAGACAAACCUACAGCACAGAGGAGACAUGAUUGAAAAAACAAAAUCAAUCAAUUAUCAAUAUAUAUGAAUAACCUCAAACACAAUUAAUCUCAGGCAGGAAAAUAACAUGUGAGGAGCCGAAUGAAAGAGUGAAACAGUUUACUCCUCAUGAAUAAAGACUACGCUCAUUAUUAGAUGUUUAUGGGGGGGGCUGCAUAAUCUCUGUACAGUCACGUUUAAAACUCCACAUUAUGCAAAAAAUAGAUAAAGUAGUGAUGAUGUUUGUUUUAAUGAUGUAAAUGUAUUCAAAGCCUAAAGCUGUGUGGUGCUAACAUGUUCUUCACUUCCUGUGUCAGAAAAACUCCACCUGGAAAUGAACUGAACUGGACUUCCUGGGUCACUACAAAAUAAAAGAGGAAAGAGGAAAGAGUUGUGGAGUCACAUCCCGUCAGUAUUAUCCUUGUAUUUCUGUCUUUUUAUUUACUGUGAUGCUUUUUUAUCCUCUUUUGUUAUUUUUCACAACUAACUUUGGGCCUCUGGAUGUUUUCUAUAUGUGAAGGAACAUUUAAACCUGAGUGUUUGUUGAUGUGAGUCUUAAAGAUGGAGGAGGCGCAGGAAAAUGAAAGUGCCCCUUUCGAGAAAAGGAAAUAAAAAGGAGAAAAGCCUUAUAUGCAAACCUGUUCCCUGUUUCUGCAUUAAUCUGCAAAGUGCCAUCCCUGUACAGUGUCCUCCAGGAGGAACUCUGGAGAACAUUCAUCCUGGUUCUGGUCCGUCACUAUUAGACAAGUAGAAGAAGCUUAGUUAGUUCACAUAUGUUUGUGCAAUUCUCUGUAUUUUCCCUGGUUUUAUUCCACAACAGUAUUUUUGUCAGUAUUAUAUUUGAGUUUUUGUGGAAUUUUUCUUCGCACGUCCAUCUGAUGGAACAGCUGCGUGGGAGAGGGAGGAGAUCAGAAACUCGCCCACUGGGCUCGAGCCCUUUUGCAGUUUUUUAUUUGAGAAUUUACCAUUUUAUUUAUGUGACUCAUUUUAUAUUUCCUCAUUUUAUUUAUUUCAUACUGUAGUGUACAGUAUUUCAGUUCCUCACAAAUAGAUAUAUUUUAGUUAAAUGUUUCUGUCAUUGACUAUUGGAACAAAAUUAUGAUUACAGAUCUUUACAGAAAAUUGUAUUUGUUUCUUUGUUUUCUUCUCUUUUUUUUCAAACCACAAUUAACCACUAAAUUCGAGGAACCUUUGAUACGAUUAUUGUUGAAACACUGUAUUUUUAAAAGUUAAAUCCACCUCAUCCCACUGAAGAGGGGACAGGAAGUUCUAAAAUGUAAAAGUAUUAAAUGUCUGAAGUAUUAUUAUUGAAGUUUUAAUGUCUCUUGGAAAUGAACAAGAAUAAAUGUAGAAUCAACAAGUUAAAUUUUAAUAAAGUUGUGUUUUUCAA